UUUCCCCCGCGGGGGACCGGCGCCGGGCGAGGGUACGGCGGAGUUGCGGUACCCGUGCGCUUGAGCAACCGUCCUUCCUGAGCGCCCCUAUAGCACCAGGCAUGGAGGAAAAAACCCCGAGUUUUCGCGGCAGUGACGUUUGAAAACUACGUGAUAGGUAGAAAGGAAUCCUGCGCUUCAGCACAGAUACUGAUGACCGACCUAAGCUGCCUUGCCUAUGUACUGGAAGAAUGGACUGUUGUGGAGUACCUGAAGAAACACCUUUUUCAUGUGGUCAUCGUCUCACUGACAAUAAGUGCAAUAUUAGGUUUUUUUAUAGUUCCUUUAACAAUCCUCUUUUUCAUUUACCUUACUAAUAUUUUGCUUUUAAUAUAUCAGAAGAACGGUGAGGUAAAAGCAGAUCCCUUGAGUGAUGUUUGGGAUAGUGCAAGGAAAACAAUAGCAAGCUUUUGGGAUAUAUAUGCAAGAAUAUGGCAUGGUUAUGAGCUUCAUGGUGUGGAAAACCUACCAGAAGGACCAGGCAUUCUUGUGUAUUACCAUGGAGCUAUUCCUAUAGACUACCUUUACUUUUUGUCUAGGCUCUUUCUCUGGAAGAAAAGACUUUGUCUGUCAGUAGCUGAUCAUUUUGUCUUUCGUUUACCAGGACUUAAAUUAUUAUUGGAAGUGACGGGUAUUAUGCUAGGUACAAGGGAGGAGUGUCUCAUUGCACUGAAGAAUGGACACUUGGUAUCCAUCUCACCAGGUGGAGUUAGAGAAGCACUAUUCAGUGAUGAAAGUUAUCGACUCAUGUGGGGAAAUCGAAAAGGCUUUGCUCAAGUCGCUCUAGAUGCAAAAGUGCCCAUCAUUCCAAUGUAUACUCAAAAUGUCCGGGAAGGAUAUAGGAUGUUUAAAGAAAGAAGGUUUUUUAGACAGUUGUAUGAAAGUACUCGAUUGCCGUUUACUCCUCCGUACGGAGGACUUCCAGUUAAAUUUCGCACAUACAUUGGGGAGCCAAUCCCUUAUGAUCCCAAUAUAACUACAGAAGAAUUAGUUGAAAAGACAAAGACUGCCAUCCAGACUCUCAUAAGCAAGCACCAAACAAUCCCAGGCAGCAUAUGGAAGGCUUUACUGGAGCGAUUUGAUAAACGUUGUAAAAGUGAUUAGGAUGUUUAUGUUUAUUUCAUUGUUUUUACAGCAUACAGUAAAAAUCAAUGUCCUACGGCACUGAUGACUAAUAAUUGGUGUUCAACCAGUUUAAUUUACAAGUUCCUACAGAUUCGACAGAGGACAAUGAUCAACCUCUUGAAGGUUCCCCUGUGUCUUUGAGGAUAUUCUGAAGUCAGAAAGACUGAAGAAGAAAACUUACGUAUAAUAGCAAUGCAACAGCUAAAUUCCCCCAAAGGAAAUCAUGUAGCCAGGAUUUGCCUGGUUCCCAAAACAAGUAUGUACAUACAUCUGAGAGCCUCAGAAGUUUUGUCUGGAUCUGUGGUUUUGUGUUUCGAGCAGUUCACGGUCCAGUCUCAGAGUAUAGCCUCAGAGUCGUUGUUGUCCCACCAGAGUCCACCCCUUGGUGGGCACCUUCUCUGUUGGAUGCCACAAAAGACAGUGUCAGAAGAGAAACUGUCUUGCUUUUGCUAAUGAUCUACUGUUUAGGCCAUUUUUCUAGAGAGACUAUACAAAGAUAAAUAAUCCCAUUAAAUCAGAUAGACUCCUACAAACACAUGAGCUUAGUGGUUCAGUACCCUGGAAAGUAGGAAUGCUACAUCCAAGACUUUGCCCUGACAGAAAAAAGAAAAGUCUCUCAAAGAGAGAAAAAAGCUUUAAUUAAGUGUAGCACUAUGCAAAUACAUGUAGAAAGUAGUUUCAAGUCUGAGCUGGUACAUUCCUACACUAUUGCACCAUACAGUACUGGUUUAGUGGAUGAGGCUGCCCCCAGCCUGAGAAUCCCUGCCUUGUAAUGUGUUGGCGGUACAGAUGUGCGGUAUGGCCCAAAUCUCCCGAUGAGCAGGGAGCGGGCUCUGGGCGGUGGGUGGGUGGAGGGGGGGGUGGGGUGGGGUAGGGUGGGGGGGAGCUUAGUUAGGUAAUGCAACCCUGAGGCUUAUCAUCACUGGUAGUUUGCCUAAAAAUGCAGUACUGCAACACUGCUGUCCCCAUAUGGAUUGAGCCUAACUAUCUGUUUGGAAAGGUUGAUAGAGGCAGCGUGGUCUUCCUAAUACAACUUUCAGAAUACUGAAACUUGCUACAGCAAGCAGAAUGUGUUUUUAGAAGCAGUGAGAUGUUGUUACUGGUGAGAGUGGGAGAGCUUUGUGUAAUCUAUCCAAUAUGCCAUUAAAUGCAGCCAAGUCUGUUAACUUCAAACACCAA
Molecule: messenger RNA, 2343 nt
Organism: Aquila chrysaetos chrysaetos
Lineage: Eukaryota; Metazoa; Chordata; Aves; Accipitriformes; Accipitridae
Product: transmembrane protein 68-like
Exons: 7
Coding region: 193-1143 (316 amino acids)
Cellular component (GO): membrane
Molecular function (GO): acyltransferase activity
Source: RefSeq, a predicted model, not a curated record